This is a messenger RNA of Marchantia polymorpha subsp. ruderalis, 2165 nucleotides long. The record is from the annotation of a GenBank genome assembly. Lineage: Eukaryota; Viridiplantae; Streptophyta; Marchantiopsida; Marchantiales; Marchantiaceae.
GCCGCCAACAGAAUGAUAAUUACUACUUUCCGUAAUACUUGAUGCCCUGGAUUGAAGAAAGUGAAUCAUCAUAAGUUUCUGUAAUCUUUAGUCAAGAGCUUUUUCCAUCUCUAGAGAAUCAGAAUCUCAGAAUACCAUUUCAUGAUUUUUGUUGCUGCCGCAUAAAUUGCAUAUGCCGGACAACAAUGAAGCGAACAAAAAGAUCGAAUAACGAAUGGCUAAUAUCUUGAGCCUGUGAGGGUAACGAACGAAGUAGAGAAAUCACAAGAUAGUGUUUGAAUUGAAGUGCGCGGACCAUCUAAAAUUUUCAUUCCAGGCUUCUCGUGCAUUCACGACCAAGUUCUGCUGUGUCAGUUUGUCUCGGUUAUAUUCGAUUCCAAUAUCACUACGGCGACCGAAUGGAGUAACUUUGUAUAGAAGAUGCCAAACUGACAGGGAAGGAGAGCGUUCUGGUGCGUCAGGGCACGAAGAACAUUUGUCAAACCCUGAAAAAGAUUCGAUCGUCGGACAUUCUACCGUGUGAUCUGCUAUGAGAUGGUGGUGCUCUCCUGGAAGAAAAUACGUGUUCAAAACCCUUUGGAAAUGUCGGGACGGUAUCAAAGAGUGGACGUCUCUUCCCUCCAAGGUCGAGAAGGCUCAACCCAGCAGAUGGCCAGCGAGAGAUCUGUCGACAUGUAGAGUAUUCAUUGUUGCUGGGGAGGCCUCCGGCGAUGCCAUUGGAAGCCGGCUCAUGGCCUCCCUGUGCAAACUGUCACCUUAUCAGCUGGAAUUCGCAGGUGUUGGAGGGCCCUUGAUGGAGAGGGAGGGAUUGAAGUCACAGUUUCCAAUGGAGGAUAUCUCAAUUAUGGGUUUAUUGGAGCUCAUUCCACAUACUCUUCGUCUCUGGAUGCGCUUGCGAGAAACGAUUGCAGCCGCUGUAAAGUUCCAACCAAAUGUCGUGAUCACCAUUGAUUCCAAGGGAUUUUCAUUUCGCUUACUUCACGGCAUUACUGACGCGUAUGCAGGAAUGUCUCAAUGUCGUCCCCUAGCUGUUCACUACGUAGCGCCUUCCUUUUGGGCUUGGAAAGGAGGUGAAGAAACUUUGAGACAUUUGUCGAAGAUUAUAGACCACAUGCUAUGCAUCCUGCCGUUUGAAGAAGCAUCAUGUCAAGCUAAUGGAAUAGGAGCGACGUUUGUGGGCCAUCCAGUUUUGGAGGAUGCUUUCCAUGUCACAGCUGUAUGAAACUGCUGAGCGCAAAAAAUGACGAUGGUCCUGAAGCGAUAACAGGCGAUGCAGCUAACUUCCGUGAGCAGCAUGGACUACAUAAGGGAUCUACACUGCUGAGCGUCUUGCCCGGAAGCAGAUUACAAGAAGUGCAGAGGAUGCUACCUAUUUUUGAGAGUGCAAUGACACGUUUGCAAAAUUCCGACCCGGACUUGACUGUUGUAAUACCAACUGCCCAACCUGGUUCCGUAACUAGAGCUGUGGAAGCUCUGGUGGCAAAGUGGAGAGUUCCUGUCGUUCUACUUCCUGGAGCCUCCUGUGCAGAGAAAUACAAUGCGCUUACGGCAAGCAAUGCAGCAUUGUGUACUUCAGGAACAGCAGUCCUGCAGACUCACCUGGCAAGCGUACCAUGUGUGGCGGCCUAUCGUGCUCAUCCUAUAACUGAGUAUUUUAUUCGACGACGAACCAAACUACAGUUCAUAUCCUUACCAAAUAUUCUACUCAACUCUGCUAUUAUUCCCGAAGCUCUUUUUGGAGCAUGCACUGCUGGACAGAUUGUUUCCUACCUAAGGCCUUUGAUUGACGACGAGAUAGUGCGGAAAAAGCAGCUCCUCAGAGCUGAGGAGUUGAGGGAUCUUUUAAGCCCUGUCACGCAUGAGAUGUCAAUCAGCAGUACGAUGGGCUCCAGCUCUUUGGAAAAUAGGAUUAUGCCCAGAAAACCAAGUUUUGUUGCAGCAUCCUGUAUCCUCAAACUAUUGGAGGACAGAGCCCAUCGAAUAAAAGCAGGAAGCUCAUUGUGAUGCUAUUUGCUCCUGUAGCCUAUACGUUGUGUAUUUAUAUGUAUCAUCAAGGCUGCAAUUUGUGGAGAUACAGAGUAAGCCUUUGCUUCCAUAGUGAUGAAAUGACUUGUAAAAAUUUGGUACUUAUGAAGACAACAUGGGAAAAUUAAACUUGAGACUGG